AUGUACUAUAGGCCACGCCUGAGGCAUCAUGCGAAGGCUCUCCUGCGUUUGUUAGGGAAAGGCGAGAACAUGAAGGAAUUGACUACUUGUCUCAAAGCGUUCUUGGAUGGAGGCAUAUCCCCUUCAGCGCUCGUGAAGAUGAUCGACGACCUCGGCUAUCGCACUGACUUUUACGCCCAACAAAAGAACAUCUUCUCACCCAUUCAAGUGCACCGACAAGGUCGAGAGAUGGAAUACAUCUGUCGCCCCAGACAUUCUUUUGCCACAUUUUGGGAAGCAGCCCGCGAAAUUGCCGGGCUAAAGCGCGUGAAGAUAGUGCUCCUCCCUGGUUUCGAAUCCAGGAAGGUUGCGGCGGAGUUCUCGCAGUUGAAACACCAUAGUGUGAAGCAUCCAGAAAGACUUGAUGCAGAGUUGAGGAAGCCUAAAUGGGUCCACGCUGAGAUGCGGAUGAUUCUGCAUUUAUUCAGCACAGAUGCCGUUGCUCGAAUCUUUCCUUAUCUUGGGAUAAGUAAAAAGACUUGCCUCUUGUGCGGCCACGUCUUGAGCCAAUUUGCAGUACAGGCGCGGAAUAAUCAUGGCAAGAUAUAUGGUCAAUGGACGCUACCUCGCGCCAUUGCUAUACCUGCUGCAAUUCAUGGUAAGUUGGACACCGCAAUACAAAAGCUACGCGAUGUCUUGCACCAUGAAUGCAACGCCGAGGAUAAUGAACGCCUGGCUCCCAUCAAGGAGAGCACGAUCUCGACUCCGGUUGCGGAGCGACAGGUUAUAUGGUCACCUUUCAAUCGCAGUAACCCAGAACCCCGUCUACAUUCUAGAGAGAUGGAGUGGCUAUCACAAGGACAUAUAAGAAAUAUCGCUGGCAGGAAGAAUCCGACAGAAUAUAAAGGCUCAGAAGCGCUACCUUCAGACGUGACAGAUGACGAAAGGUAUUCUGAUACGGGGGUUUUCGAACCAGGGCCAGAAGAAGAUAACCGUCCCUCAUGCCGCAAAUGUGGGGUGCGGAAUGACAGCUUGAUCUCCUGCCAGAAAUGUAACUCGGCAUUGUAUUGUGAUAAGGCCUGUCUGGAGAAAGAUUGGAUUCGACACAAGCCCCUCUGCCGCCUAGGUCGACCGUUAGACGUGGUCGACGACUUCAUCCAAGCAUGUCAUGAGAAGACUGUACCAACGGAUAACGAUGUAGCAAUGGCUUUCGGAUUCUGUUUUUUCAUUUCUGGGGCUGAUCGACAGCGACUCUUCAGAUUGUAUUGCGACCUAAUCAAUCAGUGGGGCGUGAGCGAGGAAGAACUAAGGCAGGCAUGGAAGUCCGACAAACUCAGGGAAUUGAUCCAGUUCCGGGGAUCACAAGUGCCCUGUUCCAUAAUCAGGCAUGAAGUACGAUGGCUUGUGCAACAUGAUCGUUUUGGCUCUGGAGUUGUGACGAACUUCGGUACAGUAUUGGAGACAUCAAGACAUAUACUCAAUCCGCUGGAUCGCACGGUCCCGUGGCAGACACUGAAGCCCCGCGAGAAACACGAAGCCUAUGUUUUCUGGUGCCAGAUCAGAAACGGACUCAUGCCAGAUGUGGACGAAGACAACUGGAUCUUUCUUGGCUUCUGUACAGCCUCCGAUGCUUCUGAGACUCAGGGGCUCGCACAGCUCUACAGGCUGCUCGUCCAGAGAGCAAAUUUCGAAGAUUUCUGGCAGGCAAGGGCGAGCUCUAAAAUGGUCGAGCUGUUCCAGAAGCACGGUCUGGGUGAUGAAAUACGGACAGUACGAAACUUCAAAUUGUUGAUGAGCGCCAUCUCCACCUGGCAUCAGAACGCCAGUGGAGCGGUUGAGCCUUCUUGA
This is a messenger RNA of Aspergillus terreus NIH2624, 1827 nucleotides long. RefSeq lists its product as uncharacterized. The record is from RefSeq and is a predicted model, not a curated record. Lineage: Eukaryota; Fungi; Ascomycota; Eurotiomycetes; Eurotiales; Aspergillaceae. Bases 1 to 1827 code for a protein of 608 amino acids. The transcript has 3 exons.